AUGCCGACAGAUCUACCUUCCCUAGAUCCUACCUCAAUUUGCGGCGUAGGUCGCGCCGCCAAUGCUCUCGCAACCGACGACGCCGCAAAUGCCGCCGCAGAUGCCGCGAGCCCCGCGUCCGACGCCGCCGCCGCCGUCCCCUCUAGUGCCGCCGCAGGAGGCGCGACGAUCGGCGGCGCUACGAAUCCAGAAGGUUCUACUAUGGAACCUGAUUCGGACGAGCGCGUGUGGCGCAAGGUGCCGUUAGAGUCAGCCGACCAUCAGCACAAUGCCAACGCUACAGCAGAUGCCCACGCUACAGCUGAUGCCCUCGAUGCCGAUUCAAGUGGCGAGCGCGUGUGGCGCAAGGUGCUGUAUUUGCGACAGCCGUUCGACGACACGCACACGGGCCCGCGAGGUGCUGUAGAACCCGAUACCCUUGAUUCCAGAGGCCAGUGCGAGUCAGAUCCAGCGUCAGAGUCUCCGCGCGUGUGGCGCAAGGUGCCGUCGGAAUCGCCUGAUGAUGCCAGUGGCGAGCGCGUGUGGCGCAAGGUGCUGUACCUGCGACAGCCGUUCGACGACACGCACACGGACCCGCGCACCUUCCUCGCCGACAUGCGCACCAACGCCGGCGUCGUCAAGCCGCGCUACUGGUCGCUCGUGCGCGACUCGUCGGUCCUCACGCUCCAGAUGCCCCUCGUCUCGUCUCCGCCCUGGUGGUCGUCUCGCUCUUCCUCGCUGCUGAGUUUUGAGACGUCUCAAAACUCGCUCUCCCUCGCUGCUCUUGUGCUGCUCUCAGAUGUUCCUCUUGUCUUCCUCGGCCCGCACCGCCUCUCCGCGGUGCGCCCACCUCACACGUCACACAUGCUCAUAUCACCUCCCAAUCCCCUGUUCCCAGAUGUUCCUACCCUCUGCCUCUGCACAGUUAAAGGGCCCCUGUGCCUCUUCCCGCAACAGAGGGCCCCUGUGCCUCUUCCCGCAACAGAGGGCCCCUGUGCCUCUUCCCGCAACAGAGGGCCCCUGUGCCUCUUCCCGCAACAGAGGGCCCCUGUGCCUCUUCCCGCAACAGAGGGCCCCUGUGCCUCUUCCCGCAACAGAGGGCCCCUGUGCCUCUUCCCGCAACAGAGGGCCCCUGUGCCUCUUCCCGCAACAGAGGGCCCCUGUGCCUCUUCCCGCAACAGAGGGCCCCUGUGCCUCUUCCCGCAACAGAGGGCCCCUGUGCCUCUUCCCGCAACAGAGGGCCCCUGUGCCUCUUCCCGCAACAGAGGGCCCCUGUGCCUCUUCCCGCAACAGAGGGCCCCUGUGCCUCUUCCCGCAACAGAGGGCCCCUGUGCCUCUUCCCGCAACAGAGGGCCCCUGUGCCUCUUCCCGCAACAGAGGGCCCCUGUGCCUCUUCCCGCAACAGAGGGCCCCUGUGCCUCUUCCCGCAACAGAGGGCCCCUGUGCCCUGGGGGGGUGUCCUCUACUUCAUUCUCGACUCCCACCUCCUCCCCGUUCAUGCUGUUUUCCUUCCAUUUCUCCUCCCAUCCCCAGAUGUUCCUGGUAUCAGCCCUGGUGGUCGUCUAUUUGUUCCUCGACUCGCAUCGCCUCUCCGCCUGA
Molecule: messenger RNA, 1578 nt
Organism: Closterium sp. Yama58-4
Lineage: Eukaryota; Viridiplantae; Streptophyta; Zygnematophyceae; Desmidiales; Closteriaceae
Source: the annotation of a GenBank genome assembly